GCACGAAUGGGAAGAGCAAGAACAUUAGAAAGGAAGAUGAGCAGCCGGGAUCCCUCAGACCUGUGGAGCAGAUUGGAUGGAGAAGCCGAGUUGCUCCAAGACUUGGGAUGGUAUCAUGGCAACCUCACCCGCCAUGCUGCAGAAGCCCUACUUCUCUCCAAUGGUUGUGAUGGAAGCUAUCUGCUAAGGGACAGUAAUGAAAGGACUGGGCUGUAUUCUCUCUCUGUGAGAGCCAAAGACUCUGUCAAACACUUUCAUGUUGAAUAUACUGGAUAUUCAUUUAAAUUUGGCUUUAAUGAAUUCUCAUCUUUGAAGGACUUUGUCAAACAUUUUGCAAACCAGCCUCUGAUUGGAAGUGAGACAGGUACUCUGAUUGUCUUGAAGCAUCCCUAUCCAAAGGAAGUGGAAGAACCAUCCAUUUACGAAUCUGUGCGGGUUCACACAGCAAUGCAGACAGGAAGAACAGAAAAUGACCUUGUGCCCACUGCUCCUUCUCUGGGCACCAAAGAAGGUUACCUCACCAAACAGGGAGGCUUGGUCAAGACUUGGAAAACUAGAUGGUUCACUUUACACAGGAAUGAACUGAAGUAUUUCAAAGAUCAAACGUCAACAGAACCAAUUCGGAUCCUCGACUUAACAGAAUGUUCAGCUGUACAAUUUGAUUACUCACAAGAAAGAGUAAACUGUUUUUGCCUAGUAUUUCCAUUCAGGACAUUUUAUCUCUGUGCAAAGACAGGAGUAGAAGCUGAUGAGUGGAUCAAGAUACUACGCUGGAAACUGUCACAAAUAAGAAAACAACUAGGCCAAGAGGAUAGCACAAUCCGGUCUCGGUCGUUCAUCUUUAAAUAG
Messenger RNA from Chrysochloris asiatica (Cape golden mole), 849 nucleotides. RefSeq names its product dual adaptor of phosphotyrosine and 3-phosphoinositides (gene DAPP1). The record is from RefSeq and is a predicted model, not a curated record. The transcript is spliced from 9 exons. The coding region runs from base 7 to 849 and encodes 280 amino acids. NCBI's taxonomy places the organism in Eukaryota, Metazoa, Chordata, Mammalia, Afrosoricida, Chrysochloridae.